Rattus rattus (black rat) is the source of this 2655-nucleotide messenger RNA. RefSeq names its product vomeronasal type-1 receptor 4-like. Gene Ontology annotation, cellular component: membrane. Gene Ontology annotation, molecular function: pheromone receptor activity. Lineage: Eukaryota; Metazoa; Chordata; Mammalia; Rodentia; Muridae. The transcript has a single exon. The coding region runs from base 109 to 1086 and encodes 325 amino acids. The record is from RefSeq and is a predicted model, not a curated record. Gene Ontology annotation, biological process: G protein-coupled receptor signaling pathway.
GAUUGGGUAAUCUGCUAUAAGACAGACAUUUGGCCUGAUGAGACAAUCAUGCAAUUUAAGGUAUGAUAAAUAGAUGCACAUUUAAAUGUUUUCUUUCUGGGUGUAUUAAUGUGGUUAAACUUGUCUAUCUCAGGUGAAAAGAACAUGGCUUCUGAACACUUGCCAAUGGGGAUUUUGUUCUUUUCUCAAAUAGCUGUGGGGAUCCUUGGCAAUUGGUCAAUUCUUCUUCAUUAUGUCAUGUCUGUAAUCACUGGAAAAUGUUUGAUGCCCAAAGAUCAGAUUUUAAAGCAUCUGACUUUAGCUAAUUCCUUGGUUAUUAUCUCAAGAGUAACACCUCACAUAAUAGUACAGCUGGGGUUGCAGUAUCUCCUGGAUGACAUCUUAUGUAAGUUUACUCUCUACAGCAAUAGAGUGUCCCGGGGUGUUUCCCUGCACUGCACCUGCCUUUUGAGUUGCUUCCAAGCAAUCACAAUCAGCCUCAGCCACUCCAGGCUGAUGACACUUACACACUCUGUCUCCAAAUACAUGAUUCAGUUCUGCUCUCUAACUUGGCUUCUACAUCUGCUUCUAAGCAUCAAGACAGCUGUACAUGUAAUUGGACCAAAUAUUAACAAAAAUUUCACCAGAAAAAUCAAGUUGGGGUACUGUUCAGCAUUUGCUUUUGGUAAUAGUGUUACUGGACUACAUUUGUUCUUUGUUUGUUUCACUGACUGUCUGUAUUUGAGCCUCAUGGUAUGGGCCAGUGUCUUCAUGGUGAACAUUCUCUAUAGGCACAAGAGUCAGCUACAGUACAUUCACAGUGCCCAGCAUUCCCUCAGAGUCUCUCCUGAAGACAGAGCCACAAAAACUAUCUUGAUUCUUGUGUUCACCUUUGUCCUCUCCUACUCAAUGUCCUUCAUACUUGUUAUCUAUACUGUGGUUUUUGACAAUCCAAGGCUGUGGAUAAUAAACAUAUUUGCAUUCUUAGACACAUGCUUCCCCACAUUUUGCCCCUUCAUCCUUAUCAGUAAUAACAAAUCUACUUCCAAGGAUCCUUUUCCCUACUGUAGCAGAAGGAAAUUUACAAUGGUCACUUGUGUGUUAUGAUAGAUUCAAAUAGUCUUCCAUCAAUUAUUGGAUAUUAGACUAACUCACAACCAGUUAUUAUUAAGCAAAUCAAUGGCUCUGUAAAUUAAGUAUUGUCGACUGUUAUAUCUGUCAUAAUUCUGGCUAAACAAUUCUAUGAUACUAAGAUACCUCUUUGUUUUCAUUCAAAAUACUCUGAAAUUAGGGGCAUCAAAGAAUUUCUUAUGCCUUCAGGUAGCCAAGCAGGUCUUGAGGUAUGAACUUCUGUGUAGGCACAUGUCAGAGUCUUGUCGUACUGCUUCAACUGAAUGGAAGAAAAGCAGAGCAAGUGAAACAUGGACCUCUGGCAACUACUGUUUUUGUGUACGUAUCAACUUCACUUAUGUUUUGCAUAUGAUCUUAUUUUCUGGGCAGAUGGUUCCACCUCCAGAUUCCCCUAUUGGAAGAAGAAUCAAGUAAUGCCUAUUUACAUUGAUUACUGUUUUUCUUAGAGUUACACUUGAAGCCACAGAUACUCCCUAGCCAUCCUUAUCCUACUGUGCACCAUUGUCAACUGAUACUCAGUUGCUUGUGCCCUGUUCCUCUGUAUGACAGUCUGAGACAAUGCACAACUAUGGAAAGUAAACUCUAUAUCCCUACAGACAUUCCUCCAUAUUUUAUCCCAUUGCACUCAUGAGUGUUACCUAAUUUGUCUUCACACUUUUGUUUUCCUCCCAUAGAAGAGUUACUUUUUAAAAUUUCUCAAUGUGUCACACAUUCUGUUGAACCUGUUCAUGGAUAUAUCUAUUUGUUCCUUCAUUCGUCGUGUAUGUAUUUGGACACAUGAUUGUUAAUGCUGAUAAUGCCAAGAUCUAAAAUCAGCUAGAAAACAAACAUGUGGAGAUGUCUUUGAGGGAGCAUCUAAGUUGGAUUAAUGGAUGUAGGAGGACACAAUCUAAUUCUGCAUAGCAGUUAAUCCAUUGUUUAAGUGUCUUAGGCUGAAUAAAAUGAGGAAAACUGAGAACCAGCAUGCAUCUGUCUCUGCUCUCUGACUACAGAUGCAAGGCGAUCUGCUGCCUCAGCCUCCUGAUUCCAUGACUUUCAUUCCAUAUGAACUGUAUCCUCAAAAUUCAAGUUAAAAUAAACCACUCCAAAAUUAGGUUGCCUUUGUCAUUUUUCAUCAGAAAAAUGUGAAAAUUAACAAGGAUAAAUAAUUCAAUAACUUCUUAAAUUACACUGAUUAAAAUCAUACAGGUCAUCCCAAUGGCCAAAGCAUAUUCAAUGAGAGAUAAAUUCUGAGGAUUUCUUUUGUCUCUUCACAUUUCUUUGACAUAGAUGUUACAGUGCCUUCUAGCAGAUGCUGACACAUAAUGCAGUUUGUGGGUGGUUGUCAACUCAGGCUGAUCCCCCAGGUCUUAGGACAUUAUGCAGCAUGAGGUCAAGAGUUUUAUAACUUAGGUGAGUAAGACAUACUUAGAAUUUCCGUAUUGCAUAUUCAUGAGAAAAAAUCCAUAACACAGAGAAGACAAAACUAUUUCUUCUUCUCUAAACUGAAAGAAAUACAAAUUUAAACAAUGUCUAAAUACAUUGAAAUCAAUGAUAAUAAAUAAU